This is a messenger RNA of Cylas formicarius (sweet potato weevil), 911 nucleotides long. Its product is annotated as ubiquitin-conjugating enzyme E2 T-like. The record is from RefSeq and is a predicted model, not a curated record. The transcript has a single exon. Lineage: Eukaryota; Metazoa; Arthropoda; Insecta; Coleoptera; Brentidae. Bases 449 to 907 code for a protein of 152 amino acids.
GACAUUUUCUUUGUAAAAAUUUUCCCAAAAUAUUUAGGAAAUAUAUACGUAUUUUUAGUAGCUAUAUAGAGGCCAUGCUUAUGCUAAAAAUAUAGGAAUUUUUUCAGCCCCGAUGAAAAAAAUAUUGAGAUGGGCUAUUUCAUAUAAGUAUGAACAUAUCAAUGCGCGCUAUUAAUUUACUGGUGAUUGGCUUUGGUUACUAGCGAACUGGGCCUAUUGGCAUUUUGCUGCUUUAUAUAAAUUUCAUAUUGAUUUUUCUGAAGGCUUUUGUGAAAUAUUCCUUAAUUAUUCAUAAUCAUAUACGCACCGAAAGAGUAAUUGGAGAUAAUAGUUAACUUACCAAAUUCUGCUCUCUGUGGUUGUGGUCUGUGUCAACCAUUCUUUCAGUUAAAUUUUGAUUUGGAGUUGAAACAAUUUUGAAACGUUUUGUUGAGAAAAAAUAUUUAGUAUGCAGAGGCAAACGCGUUUAGCACGCGAACUUUCAAAAAUAGGUAAUUCAGAUAUGAAAACAAUUUGUGUGUUUGCAAAAGAUGAAAAUAUGAACGUUUUGGAAGCUCAGAUAAUUGGUCCCGAAAAUACCCCUUAUGAGAAAGGAAUUUUUAAACUAGAGAUUAUAAUACCAGAGAAAUAUCCAUUUAUGCCGCCUUCCAUAAGGUUUAUUACCAAAGUUUAUCAUCCUAACAUUGAUGAAAAUGGACGAAUCUGUAUGGACUUAAUCAAAAUGCCACCAAAAGGCAGUUGGAAGCCUACUAUUGGAUUAGAAGGAGUCCUGAUAGCAAUUCGAAUGCUCUUAGAAACACCUAAUCCAGAUGAUCCUCUCAUAGCAGAUAUAGCUGAACAAUAUAAAAGAUCCAUUGAAGAUUUUGUGAAGAAGGCUAAGGAAUACACAAUACAAUAUGCUUGUUGACAAU